CUAGAUAGAAGCAUGAACUUCGUGGCGAAAACAGUUAUGCUCACUGCGCUCUUCGUGCUUUUCUUGAUGACCGAUGUUUCGAGUUAUAUAAAGGGACACAAGGGACACACAAUUAGACUCAAGAAUUCCAUGAAGUCUACUAUAGCAACCGAAAAUACCACAACGUGUACAUAUGAAGGUUGCAAGAGACUUUGCCAAGCACAGUUGGGCAACGAUUACGUGGACGUGACAGGCCACUGCGAGUAUGCGGCUUGCAAGUGCUUCUUCAAAGAACCGUGCAGGCCGGUGAAAUGCCAAAAGCGUUGCCAGGACGAAGCGAGGAAACGUCGUGCGCCAAACGCAAACGGAACGUGCCAGCGAACACAGUGCGUUUGUCUUAUUGAAGAUGAUUGUGAUCAGCAGGAGUGUAACGGAGCGUGCCAGAAAAAAUACCCAGGAAGGCCCAGCAGAGCCAAAGGACAGUGCAUAGAUGGGGAAUGUACGUGCCGGCGUGUACCAUAAAUCAAGGACGUGCUGGAACUUCUUCGGAUAGAUGCACGGUGCAAUAUUACGGCUGCCUUGGUGUUUCCAAUGCAACUGUACUGCUGAGCAAAAUGCAAAAAAUACAGUACAUUU
Messenger RNA from Rhipicephalus microplus (southern cattle tick), 615 nucleotides. RefSeq lists its product as uncharacterized. NCBI's taxonomy places the organism in Eukaryota, Metazoa, Arthropoda, Arachnida, Ixodida, Ixodidae. The record is from RefSeq and is a predicted model, not a curated record.